Molecule: messenger RNA, 2233 nt
Organism: Anopheles funestus (African malaria mosquito)
Lineage: Eukaryota; Metazoa; Arthropoda; Insecta; Diptera; Culicidae
Product: beta-alanine transporter
Exons: 8
Coding region: 449-2182 (577 amino acids)
Biological process (GO): transmembrane transport
Cellular component (GO): membrane
Molecular function (GO): transmembrane transporter activity
Source: RefSeq, a predicted model, not a curated record
CGGCGCCGUCAGUGAAACGGUGCCCGGUCACCAUACUUAUCAGUUCGUUCGGCAUCUCGCGAACUAACGGUCGGUUUUCUGCUUGCCACUGCGUUCCCGAUUAGAAUUGUUCCGUUGUACGACUUAUGGUAAGGUGAAGUGAUCAAUGCAUACGGAGCUCAGUGGAGGAUAUGGACCACUACUCCAAAGCUGGGUUUAGAUCGACAGAUUGAACAAAUUGAAACCCAAUUAAACGUCAAUUAAAGUGUCCUUAUCGUGUGUGGUUUCGGUGGUGGUGUGCGGCUGUGUCUAUUGUAGGUGUGGAACUGUAGGUGUGCACGAAAGGACAUCGAUAGGAAGGUUCUCCAGGUGUCCCUGUGUGGUCAAGUGAUUUGGUGCUUCAUCUUGCAGAGAUAAAUCUCAGGCUUGAGAACUUCUACGAACUGCUGAAAAAAAACACAACACCACCAUGGAUGCUGGCGACGACAGCUACGACCAAAUCAUGGCCCAGGCCGGUAACGAUGGCAAGUUUCAGCGACGCUACAAUCUGCUCUUUAACUUCGGUGCGAUCUGCUUUGCGUCCAUGUCGUACAUGAGCAUCAUUCUGGCGCUGAACAAACCGCCCCACAACUGCCACGUGCCGGGCAUGGAACAGUACAACAUUACCGAUGCAAACCUGUGGAAAAAUCUAACCUUACCCAGAGAAACGGAUAACCGUGGUCAACUUGGGUACAGUAAAUGUCAGAUGUACAACAUUACGGAGCAACAUCUGCAGCGUCACUACACGGAAUGGAGCUUCGAAAGCAGCGACAUCAUCGACUGUGCCUACGGCUACGAGUACGAUCGCACCUAUUACGACCGUACACCCAUCACCGAGUACGAUUGGAUCUGUGACAAGGGUUUCCGGGAAACGAACAUUUUCAUCUACAACCGAUUGGGCGAACUUGUUGGGACCGUCAUCUUUGGCCACCUUGGUGACACAUUAGGCCGCCGGCCCGUGUUCAACCUGAGCAUACUGAUCGUUACGGCGGGCCGGUUGGUAUCGAUGUUUACUGCCGCCUACUACGUCGUGUUUUGCAUCGCAGCCGUCGUUGGCAGCCUGACGGCACACUCCAUCUUUCAGUCGCCUUUGAUCAUCGCCAUGGAGAUAUCGAAAAGCGAAAGACGGGGCCACAUUUCGAUGAUGCAGUGCAUCGGCUGGACGACCGGUCUGUGCAUUCUGCCGAUGGUGUUCUGGGCUACAAAGGAUUGGUUUUGGGCAUUGCUGAUUACAGUGACGCCAAUCGUCGUGUUCGUAUUCAUACCGAGUUAUUCGAUUGAAUCACCCCGAUGGUUAGCGACCCGUGGAAACUACCGUGAGGCCAUGGUACAGUUUCGGAAAAUUGCCACUAUCAACGGUAUCCGCGAGCUGACAUUUGAUGAAACUGUACUGGAAAAGCAGCUAGCGAACCAUCGCACGGACACCGUGUACGGCAUUGCCUCACUGUUCAACGGAUGGCGGAUGGCGAAAAACACGAUUCUGGUUAUUCUCUGCUGGACGGUGUGCAGUGUGACGUACUUUACGCUGGUGCUGCUCAGCUCGCGCAUGGACGGCAACCCGUUCCUGAACUUCAUGUACCAGGCUCUGAUUGAGGUGCCGGCGGCAUACAUGGGACAGCGAGCGAGCGAUCGCUACGGUCGGCGGGCAACCAACGCGCUCGCCCUGUGCUCUGCCACGGUCGCCUGUAUCGUGCUGGUGCUGAUUGUACGCGACCCGGCAAACGAAAUGGCGUCCACCGCACUAGCGACGUUCGUGAAGUUUUGCAUCUCCAUUACCUUUUUCGCCGUCAACCUGCAAUCGAUCGAGAUCUAUCCGACCUGUCUGCGGCAAACGGGCAUGUCCGUCGGUACGAUAGCGGCCACCAUCUUCGGUAUCGUUGGCCCGUACGUGGUACACCUCGGCACGGAGUAUGACGUGCGCUACCCGUUCCUGGUGAUGGGGCUUUCGUCUGCCGUGGGCAUACUGGCGGCAUUGUUCCUGCCCGAAACGUUACACCAAUCGCUUCCGAACACGAUUGAGGAGGCACAGAAAUUUGGCAAACAUCAACGCUUCUGGUCAUUGCCGAAGGCACCGAAAUCUCCGGUGGCGAAAGGUGAAGAAUCCAUCCGUCUCGCAGUGCCCGAAGGCGAUGCGGAACAAGCGUCCGGUGGGGGGACUAAAUAAAAAAAAUAGUAAACUUCCUUCUUCCAAGAUUGAGUUUCACUUCACGCUGAA